Molecule: messenger RNA, 5238 nt
Organism: Megalobrama amblycephala (Wuchang bream)
Lineage: Eukaryota; Metazoa; Chordata; Actinopteri; Cypriniformes; Xenocyprididae
Gene: col15a1b
Product: collagen, type XV, alpha 1b
Exons: 43
Coding region: 569-4336 (1255 amino acids)
Source: RefSeq, a predicted model, not a curated record
AACCACACAACAACAACUUAUUAGCAGCAUAAAGGCCUAAAAAACUUUCUCUCCGGUUUGGCCGACUAGUUUGGCAUUGAGAUUGAACAGCUUUAACGCUACAAUAUUGUGACAAUAUGCUUGUUUUGUUUCCCUAAAGAGUACUGUAGAUGUUUUCUACUUGAGCAUUUCGUCGAGAGUAAAUUCGUGAAACAAAAAACGCAUUUCAUAUUUUCUUCUCAGUGCGACAUGAAAAGAUUCGUGAGCAACACCGACGCGUGUUGUAACAGCCAAGGAUGAUUAAAAAACCCUCAUAUUUGUUGAGGGAUUGAACAGCCGAGCUGUUUAUGGGGUCACUGCACUAAAACGGAUUUGAAAGAGUGGAGACCGUCGCUUCUCAGAGAAUUUUCGGGGUCGGAUUUCAGCAGUCCGUAGCGCUGCAUAGUGCGGAGACUGAGGCAGUCUUUGUUCAGACAGUCUGAAGUGAGAGACUGGAGAGUCAGUCAGGAGGAGAGAAGUGAGAGAGGAGAGAGAAGAGUGGGUGACAACACUCUGGGAGUGUUGAUAUCCACGUUUUUGCACUAAUCUUAUGCUCAUACUUCUGAACAAAAUGAAACUUCGCCUCCUGUCGUGGCUCGUUGGUGCGCAUCUCGCCUUGUGUCUCUCAUCUGCGCUUCAUGUGAUGGAAGAGCGAGGGUCCAAGGGUCAUCUAGUGCUCACUGAGCUUAUUGGCGUUCCUCUUCCUCCAUCUGUGUCCUUCAUCACUGGCUACGAGGGUUUCCCUGCAUACAAUUUUGGGUCUAAUGCUAAUGUAGGUCGACUGACCCAGUCCUUUGUACCUGAGCCCUUCUUCACGGACUUUGCCAUUAUUGUUACCCUCAAGCCCUCCAGCUCUCGAGGAGGGGUCCUGUUCGCCAUCACAGAUCCCUCCCAGAAGAUUGUGCACCUGGGCUUGGCCCUGACACCUGUGGAGGACAAGACCCAGAGGAUUGUACUCUAUUACAGCGAGCCAGGGUUUGCUGACACCAUGGAGGUGGCUUCCUUUAAAGUGCCUGACAUGACACAGCAGUGGAACCGCUUCACACUGACGGUCGAGAAUGAGGAAGUUCGGCUCUAUAUGGACUGUGAGCAGUACCACAGCACACCCCUGAAGAGAAGCAAGCAGCCCCUCAGCUUUAAGCCAGGCUCUGGUAUCUUUGUGGCAAAUGCAGGCAGUACUGGCCUGGAGAGAUUUGUGGGGUCUAUCCAGCAGCUGGUGAUAAAACCGGACCCCAGGGCAGCAGAAGAGCAAUGUGAGGAGGAUGACCCCAGCGGGGACAGAAGUGGUGAUGGUGAAGAUGAUGAAGAAGAGCAUGGGAGACAUAGCGAAAUCUUCGUAACGGCACAUGAGAGAGAAGAUAAAGAAAAGACACAUAGACCCACCUUUCCUGUGCAAGCCCCGCCCACUGUGUCACCUGAGGUGGAAGAGGAGAGUUACAAAACACAUCAAACGGAGGAGAUUACAGCAGAUCGUUCAGGUCAGGGACAAAAAGGGGAACGUGGAGUACCUGGACCUGCAGGCCCCCCGGGACCCCCUGGACCUCCUGGACCAUCUCUCCCACCCAGAGAUUCAGGUCAGCCUGGAAAGAGAGGCCCACAAGGUCCAAUGGGUCCACCAGGAGGACCAGGGAAAGAUGGGCAACCUGGAAGCAAAGGUGAAGAAGGAAAACCAGGACAGAGAGGACUGCCAGGACUUCCGGGAUUACCUGGAGAAUCUGGGGUUAAAGGAGAAAAGGGUGAUCCUGGGAUGGGUGAACCUGGAUUGCCUGGUCCACCAGGGCCUCCCGGCCUACCAGGGCCAUCCAAACCAAUUAAAGUUCCUUAUGGAUUUGAUGCUCUCGGCUCUGGAUUUGGAGAUGUUGACAUUGAUACAGAACGUCUUAGAGGUCCACCUGGUCCUCCAGGCCCUCCUGGGAAACCUGGUCCACCUGGUCCUAAUGGCUCCUUUGGGGGUUUGCUCCCUGGACCUCCGGGUGCCCCUGGAAAGGAUGGGAGAGAUGGGCAACCUGGAAUUCCUGGUAUUCCUGGUCAGGAAGGCUUAAGUGGACAACAGGGUCCAAAAGGAGCAAAGGGUGAACAAGGAAUAAGAGGGCCCCCUGGACCUAAGGGUGAAAAUGGUGACCUUGGCCUGAGAGGUCCACCUGGCCCUAUUGGACCUAUGGGGCCGAGGGGUGUACCUGGACCACCUGGCCCUCCUGGCCCACCAGGGCUCUCAAGCAAUAACUUCAAGGAUUUGGAUGGUUCUGGUGAAAGUGAAAUGUUUCUCGGAGCCGGAAUUUCAAAAGGCUAUCAAGGGCCUCCUGGUCUUCCUGGCCCACCAGGACCUCAGGGACUUCCUGGAGCUGACGGAGCCCCCGGUUUGUCUGUAAAGGGUGAACCAGGAUCACCAGGACCUGAUGGAAAACCUGGAUUAGCUGGUUUACCAGGAGUCAGGGGGCCAAAGGGAGACAAGGGCAGUCCAGGAAAGAAGGGUGAGCAAGGUCAAGAUGGACUGAGCAUCACAGGGCCUCCCGGCCCCCCUGGCCCUCCUGGACCAAUUGUUAACUUUCAGGAUCUCCUUUUUAAUGAUACAGCAGCCAAAUUAAACCUCACUAAGAUCCGAGGACCGCCAGGCCCUAUGGGCCCUGAAGGCUUGCCUGGCAGAGCAGGAUUUCCUGGCCCAAGGGGACCAAAAGGUGAAAUUGGGUUUCCUGGUAUUCAAGGACCUACAGGACUGAAGGGAGAAAAAGGGGAGCCAGGCAAUUCCAUAGCCGCUGAUGGCUCGCUAAUAACAGGCCUGAGAGGAUCCAGAGGACCAAAAGGAAUGAAGGGAGACAUCGGUCCCACUGGACAACCUGGGAUUAUGGGGCCGAUUGGACCACCAGGACAAAAAGGAGGCUAUGGAAUGCCUGGUCGACCAGGUCGGCCUGGAGCAGUUGGAAGGAAAGGGGACAAGGGAGAUGCUAGUGGGCUCCCUGGUCCCCCUGGUCCACCUGGACCUCCAGGGCCACCAGGACGAGUGAUUGGCCUCAAUGGAACAGUUUUCCCAGUUCCUCCUAGACCACACUGCAAAAUACCAGUCAACAACAACAAUUCACAACAAGGCAAUGGAAGAGUGUCAUUUGGAGUCAAAGGGGAGAAGGGUGAUGUGGGAAAUCCUGGGUUGCCAGGAACUCCAGUGCCUAUGUUUCCCCAAGAUUAUGUGGGUGUUAAAGGUGAUAAUGGCUACAGAGGGCAAAAAGGAGAGAAAGGGGAUCCAGGUUUGCCUGGCACUCCAGGGCUCCCUGGGAGAGCAGGCCUUGUGGGACCUAAAGGGGACUCUAUUGUUGGCCCUCCUGGGGACACUGGUGCCCCAGGUCUGCCAGGACUGCCUGGGUAUGGAAAUCCAGGACCACAGGGGCCACCAGGACCACCUGGGCCACCAGGUACCCCGUCGGCAUAUGGCUCAGCUGCGAGUCUUCCUGGACCUCCAGGUCCUCCCGGGCCACCUGGUGCUCCAGGCCAUGGAAACCCUGUGAGCACAUAUAGAAACAGUCAGACCUUGAUGAGAGAGACCAGUCGAGCUGCAGAAGGGACACUGGGAUAUGUUAACGACAAGGGUGAACUGUACAUCAGGGUACGAGGGGGCUGGAAGAAAGUUGAGUUAGGAGAGCUCAUCCCAGUUCCCCAAGAGAGUUCCUCAUCUGAAUUGUCACAAGGCCUGAGCAGACCCAGCGACCGCAGUGUACCCAGAGUUCACAGCCAGGAGUUAAAGAGCGUCCUGCCAGGCUUCAAUGUUCUUCCACACACUGCACACUCGAUGCCUGCGUUGCACCUGGUGGCACUCAAUACCCCAUUCUCAGGGGACAUGCGUGGAAUCCGAGGAGCAGAUUAUCAGUGUUACCAGCAAGCCCGUUCCAGGGGCCUGACAUCAACUUACAGAGCUUUCCUCUCCUCUCACCUACAAGACCUAUCCACCAUCGUCAAGAAAGGGGACCGCUUCAACUUGCCAGUGGUGAACCUCAAAGGAGAAGUGCUCUUCAGCAGCUGGAUGGCUAUGUUCUCCGGCAAUGGGGCUGUUUUUGAUCCGCUCACUCCGAUUUACUCCUUUGAUGGAAGAAAUGUCAUGACAGAUCAGGCUUGGCCUCAGAAACUGGUGUGGCACGGCUCGAGUACAGUGGGCAUCCGAAUAACAACUAACUACUGUGAGGCAUGGCGGACGGGUGACGUGGCGGUGACCGGACAGGCAUCUCUUCUGCAGACCGGCAGAUUGCUCGGGCAGCACACACGUAGCUGCUCAAACCACUUCAUUGUGCUUUGCAUUGAGAACAGCUACAUCCAGGACCCUGGAAGGAACUAGAAAGCUGACCAUUUUAAAGUAAAGUAAUGCAGAUGUAGGGAGCAGCAGUAGCUGGACUGCUAGGGGAAAUAUCCAAUCUACUCUUUUUUUUAUUUUUAGGGAUAGAGUUCCUGUGAGAAGCAACAAGCCAGGGAAAAUGGCACUGCAAUCAUGUUUCAGUUCUUCUCUGAGCAUGGUGUAAAUAUGUAUAAAUCACCCACUGAUAUUGUUCAGUCAAUGCCCCACCGUCUUUUAUUCAACUAUUAGAAUACCAAAGAAUACCUCAGCCAGACAUCAAGCAAGUGUAGAUCCAUAGUAUGAAUUCACUGCAUUAUUGUGUGUCUUCUCAGAUGGUCUCAGUCCCUCCUUAAAAUGACUAAUACAGAGUUUUGUGUGUGUAUAAUAUUAACUACGAAAUUAAAACCACAAACAUCGAUAGACACAAGAUGCUUUCUUUUAAUCAGAAUAAAUACCAAUAUUUAGAUAUCAGUAUUUGGAUAUAUUCAAACAACAGUUUUGGAAAUUGUUUAAAUGCACUAUAUUAAUAAUUUCUUGUGUUUUUUUUUUGGUUAGAGUUUUUCAUACCCAUGAAGCUACUUUCUGUGAACUUGCAUUUAAACUAGUAUUUAAAAGAGGAAAGAUGUCUAAUUUAUCAUGUAAAAGCACAUAAAACUAAAACCCAGUGCCAAGUACAUACUUACAUAGGCAUUAAUUUCAAAAGUUGACAGUGGCCACAACCACAUUAUAACUCUUCACUGUGUUUAAUCUUUCUAUAUGACAUAUUUAGAAAGACAAACUAGAAAAUAAGAUACAUUGUUUAUCGUCUAGAAGUCGGGUAUGAUUAUGAUACAAUGAUAGAGAGACACCUCCCCCUUUCUUUUUUCAUAUUUGAAUGGUGCUCAGUGAAUAAAUGUUUUGUUUUA